AAGAUUUUUUAACGGAGAAAAUAAAAUUUUCAGUGAUGUCGAAUGAAGUGACAGCGGAUACUUAUAUCCGCAAGCUACCGUACUCUGCAAUACUAAAGAUCGUGAAUUUCUUGGAGCCUGAUCAACUUUGGAAGAGGUUUUUAUGUCAUGUCCCUAAACGACUGGAUGACGAGAUUUUCGAGGAGCGGUAUAGUACAUCACAGGCAAAGAUGAUCGAGAACAGAGCAGCAAAACCUGGCACCUAUGCUACUAGAAUCAUUCUUGAAGAAUGGGGAACACAAAAUGCUCGUGUGAAACAUCUCAUCAAAGCCUUGACAAAAGCUCGACUGUAUGCAGCUGCAGACUAUCUAGCUGUCGUUCAACUCAAAGGUAGCCCAGUACCACGAGAAGAUGAACCCAUUUUAUCACCAGUAGGACCUUGUUCACUGACUCCCAAUGAACAGAAAAAUCUGGAGAACAGAAGCUUUGAAAAGAGGGAGCUGUACAAUAAAGCAAAGAUGCCUGAUUCAGCCCCAGGUCAACCAGAUAGUACAACAGAAAAUGACACACGGACAAGUUAUAGUAGUGAGGACUUUGUCAGAGAUGACUCAGGUACGUUAAACCAUCGCACACCUUCAGAGUGUUCAGAGAACAGAGUGCUGGUUAACAGAAUUGAGUCUUACGACAGUGGAGGGAGAACACCCGAUCUGAAUGCCUCUCCAUGUUCAGUAUCCACAGACAGACACACAUCUAAGCCCUUAUCAACAGUCUACAGACCCGGGUCUCAAGCUAUAAACUUUUCUGUGCUGCAGUUUCACACCAACAGCUUUGAUGAGAGGCCUGCCUCACAAGGGGGCAGUGUUAUAGGGAGGGGAGGGUUUGGAACAGUAUAUAAAGCAAGAUUUCAAAAUAAUUAUGUUGUGGCUGUCAAACGGCUAAAGGACCCUGAAGAUCCAGUCAUGCUUAAGCAGUUUGAAACAGAGCUAAAAACAUUAGCUGCUUAUCAUCAUGAAAAUAUUGUUGAGCUUGUUGGGUACUCCAUUGAUGGCCCUGAGAAAUGCUUGGUAUAUGAAUUUAUGCCCAAUGGCUCUCUAGAGGACAGACUUCAUUGUCUGAAUGGGACUCCUCCUUUGUCCUGGCAAUUAAGACUUGAUAUUGCUUAUGGCACAGCCAGAGGUAUUGUAUAUCUGAAUGACAAUGGGUUAGUUCACAGGGAUAUUAAAAGUGCAAAUGUUUUACUUGAUGAAAAAUUUGUACCAAAAGUUGGUGAUUUUGCUACAGCACGUCUGGCACCCUCUGGCAGUAGCACAACUGUGGCAUCAACCAAACUGGUGAUAGGAACUUCUGCAUACAUGGCCCCAGAAGCCAUCAGGUUUGAUAUAUCAGCUAAACUUGACUCUUUUGCAUUUGGAGUGGUGUUACUAGAGAUUUUAACAGGUCUUCCACCAAGUGAUAACAAUCGUGAGGACACAGAUCUCUAUAGCCAUGUGUUGGAGAAUGUUGAAGACAGUAUCAUCCACCUUCUGGAUCAUAGCGCUGGACCCUGGUGUCACCAGACUGCUGAUGACCUCUACCACAUAGCCCUCCGAUGUCUAAAGGACCGAAAAAGAGAGAGAGUGCAGGUUAAGGAGGUACUACAUGACCUUCAAAAACUGCUGGCAGGACCCAGUUGAUAGACCAUUUGAUUCGACGUAAUGGAUGCAUUAAAAACAGACUUCACUUGGGUUACCUUAUUUCUCUGUAUGUGUCAAAUUUUCAACAAUUUUUUCAAAGUAGUUUAUCUGGUGAAUAGUAAAGUGAUAUUAGAUCUGCCUCUCUGUUCUGGUAUGCUGACCAAGUACAUGCAUAUUUUUCUCUUAGUGUGAAAUGUGGAGUUUGAUUCUCAUAAAUAUUGGAACAAGUAACCAAAAGCUGGAUUCUGCCAGUACUAGUAUUAUCAGCAAGAUCCUGUUUGUUUUAUUUCUUUGCAACUUUAAAUUACUGAAGUAGUUUGUCACAACAAAACACUUAGAUAAACACUAAACUAGAACUUGAUAAACAUGUACUCCUUGCCUGACACACUGACCAGGAUUCUAUCCCAGGCUCAUUAAUCGCAGGCACUAGGUCCGACUGUUUCUCACCAGUACAGUGUUAAAUCAUAUCUUUGGUGGCUUUCAUGCGGGCUAUGAUAGACCAUUUUGAUAUCUAAAUUAAUCUGUUGAACAGAUUAAACUUCUUUGUACUACAAACAUGUACAUGUAUAUUUAUACUGUUUCAAAAGCCAUUACGUCCAUUUGAAUGUAUUGAUAUAAGACAGACAUAAUGUUUAUAAUAAUUUUAGCGAAGAUUCAAUUUUGGCAUUUUUAGGGAGGGUUUUCAGGUUCGCUAAAAUUAAAUAUCUCUGACAAUUUAUUCCGCAUUAAAGGUUACUGUUAUCUUUUUAUGCAUCAUAAAACUGAUAAAAACAUAUGCUUGUAAAUUUUGCUGUUCAUAUUUCUCAUGAGCCACAGCACUACAACACUCACCCAAAUCACCUUGGCAUUGAGUCAAAUAUAUAAACCAGAAGUCUCCAUCAAGACUAUAGCUCUACUGGUGUGUACUUAUAAUAAUGAAAGGUGUAUCUUUGUAAAGUCUACUUACUUCUCGCUAAUAUUAAAUACUGAUUUUUAAGGUCUGACGACACGUUCCUCGAAUAUCUGUUUUUGCAUUCUUUUCUUAUUUACCAAAACUAAUCAUAAUUACCAUUAUCUUUUGAUUUCUAAACUAUUUUCUAAAUGUCGGCAAAAAAUUGUGAUUCAUGUACUAGCAAUUUAAGUGAUUUCCAGUAUAGGAUUAUAUAGGAAAUACCAUUGUCCGGAAACUUGCACAAAUGCCUGGUAAUGUACCCUAAUUUUUUGUGAGGAAACUUCUUAAAGUAUCGAUAUUUCAAUCACAAAUUCUUUGGAAAAGUUGUAUAUUUUUGAGGAACUUGUCGUCUGACCUUAAGGACAAAUAGCUAAAUUUGAGUCUCGCUAAAAAUUCCCUUUAUGUGGUAUCAUCUUAGCAAACCCUUGUCUUGCAAGGAUGAAUUUAAAUAUAAAAUCUUGAAAACUCA
Messenger RNA from Saccostrea echinata, 3052 nucleotides. RefSeq names its product interleukin-1 receptor-associated kinase 4-like. Lineage: Eukaryota; Metazoa; Mollusca; Bivalvia; Ostreida; Ostreidae. The coding region runs from base 36 to 1652 and encodes 538 amino acids. Gene Ontology annotation, biological process: protein phosphorylation. The record is from RefSeq and is a predicted model, not a curated record. Gene Ontology annotation, molecular function: ATP binding; protein kinase activity. The transcript is spliced from 2 exons.